AACGUUCGCCGGGAAUUUAUGCUUAUGGCUUCUGUAAUCAGAUAAUACAAUCCAAUUUCCCCAACCCAGGACGUGAGAUGAUGUGCAGGAAACAUAGUUUCGGCGAUAAAUGAUUUUGGUACAAGAUUAGAAAAAGAUGAUUACUUCAAAACAGCAAUACAGUUAAGAAUUAUGUGAAACCUAAUCGUUGAAGAAUACGUUUAAGAAAAAAAAUCCCAGGCCGAAGGCUGUGGGUCUGUGAGUUAUAUUAUUCAAUUUUAAAUAAUUACUACAUUGCAUCUUCCUCUACCACAAUUACAAUGAGAACAACAACUGUAUUUUGCAUAUGAAUAUUCCCCGAAAGAAAUAAAAGUUCCUCGCAAAGUAACAAAUUUCCAGUUUCCCUUUUUCUCAUCAUCCGUUGAUGUUGAUUUUUCAAACAGGUGUGGAAAUGUUGAGAAUAAACUGUCACAAUAGAUGUCUUCCGGUGGUCACUUGGUGAAAGAGCGCCAACGCUAUUGACGUUUCGAAUAUUUACGUUUCGUUAUGUGUACAAACAUCGGUAUUUCGGUUUGCGAACUCAUUUUUUCAACGGGACUGGUUGGAUGUUACGAUUAGCAAAAGCCUCAAUUUCCUUGAUAAAACUUUGUUCCCCAUCUCGCGCCUUAGCUACUGAAUGUAGAACCAAAAUGAAAUAUUUGAACGUGGCGGAAAAAAACGAUGCAGCGAAAACGAUUGCCGGUUUGUUAUCGCGUGGUUCAUCGCAAAGGCGAGAAGGCUAUUCGCCGUACAACAAAAUUUACGAAUUCAGCUACAAUCUACACGGGCAAAACAUUCAAAUGAUAAUGACAUCCGUAUCGGGCCAUCUGUUGACACACGAAUUCCUACCGAGCUUUCGUGGAUGGCAGAGCUGCAAUCCGGAGGAUCUGUUCGAUGCCCCGGUACGGAAACGCUGUCCGGAACAGUUUGAGAAAAUUAAGAAAACACUCGAACGGGAGGUACGCGGAUGCUCUGCACUCAUCAUUUGGACCGAUUGCGAUCGAGAAGGUGAAAACAUUGGCUUCGAGAUAAUAGAGGUGUGUCGAGCGGUAAAACCACAGUUACGGGUUUUACGGGCGAAGUUUUCCGAAAUCACCGCCCCAUCGAUUAAGCGUGCCGUCGAAAAUCUGAUCCAGCCCGAUGCUCGACAAAACGAUGCGGUUAAUGUGCGCAGUGAGCUCGAUUUGCGAAUCGGUGCCGCUUUUACCCGCUAUCAGACGUUGCGAUUGCAGAAAGCUUUUCCACAAGACAUAUCGAACAAUCUUGUGUCGUACGGUAGCUGCCAGAUACCAACACUAGGUUUUGUAGCGCAACGCUAUAAGGAAAUAGAAAAUUUCAUACCACAACCGUUUUGGAAAAUAAAACUGACGCACACGAUCAAUGAAUUAACAGUCGAGUUUCAUUGGUCACGAAAUCGUCUUUUCGACAAGCAAUGCUGCGAGGCAUAUUUGAUGCUGUGUCAAAACAAUCCGGUUGCGAAGGUCGUGAACGUUACCCAGAAGCCGAAGAACAAGUGGCGCCCAACACCAAUGGACACAGUGGAGCUAGAGAAGUUAGGUUCGCGUAAGCUCAAGAUGAACGCCAAACAAGUGAUGACUAUUGCAGAGAAAUUGUAUACACAAGGUAUAAUCAGUUACCCCCGUACCGAAACGAAUAUGUUUACCGGCGACAUGAAGUUAGCCCCGCUAGUACAGGCCCAGGUCAGCAGCGAUAAGUGGGGCGCAUUUGCUGGAAAAGUGCUCCAAUGGGGCGUCAAUCCAAGGAAUGGUAAAAAGUCCGAUCAAGCCCAUCCCCCUAUACAUCCGACCAAACUUCCGACUAACCUGUCCGGUGAUGAAUGGCGCGUGUAUGAGCUGAUUGCACGGCACUUUCUCGCUUGUGUCAGUCGCGAUGCAACCGGUUCGGAAACAAUCGUCAAUGUGAUCGUCGGUGAGGAGGAAGAAUUUACCGCAUCGGGACUGUGCAUCCACGAGCGAAAUUAUCUCGAGGUAUAUCCGUACGAUCACUGGAACGCGAAGGAAAUACAUUCGUACCAGGUUGGGCACAUGUUCGAAGCGACCGAGCUGGGUCUUCACGAGGGCUCAACGACGGCACCGAAUAUGCUGACCGAGGCUGAUCUGAUUGCACUGAUGGAAAAACAUGGCAUCGGUACUGACGCAACGCACGCCGAACACAUCAACACGAUCAAGGAGCGCGGCUAUAUCGGUGAGCGUGAUCGUGGCUUUUUGGUUCCCGGUACACUCGGUAUGGGGCUGGUGGAAGGUUACGAAAUGAUGGAAUUGCGUCUGGCCCAUCCCGAGCUGCGAGCCGGUCUCGAAGUCGACCUUAAGCUGGUGUGCGAAGGCCGUAAAAAUGCUAACGAUGUACUAACGGAACAGAUUUCCAAGUACAAGGAGGUGUACCGGAUUAUGUCCCAGAAGGCACGAGCACUCGAUCGUGCGUUGGGACAGCGGCUAAAUCAAACACCACGGGAUCCACCACCAGAUGGUGGCGGUGUAUCCGUAACAGCAGCGGCUCCAAUGAGGGAAGUCUGCAAAUGCCCAAAAUGUGGUAGUAAGAUGUGCCUUCGAAGCAAGCGUGAUUCUUCCGGGUACUACCUCGGAUGCAUUGCUUUCCCAGAGUGUAGGAACAAUGUAUGGUUCGACGAUACGAUACGUGAAAUCAACGUACUGGAUGAUACGUGUCCUCGCUGUGGAAGCAAGAAGAUAUCCGUGAAGUUCCGCAGUGCACGCUUUUAUGCGUUAUUGCAAAGUGCGGACAUGGAAGAGUAUCGUUUCUGCAUCGUGUGUGAUGACAAAUUCCGAAAUUUAUUCAACAUUAACGAAUCCAGCGUGCGUGUGGUUGAACGUGCGAACACGACCUCAAACGUCGCGCCCGUACCCGUGGUCGCACAAUCUGCGCCCAGCAUUCCGGCAGGUUCUUGGGGCUCUGGCAACUUAUCGGAACGCCGACCAUCACAAACGUCCAACUCAAGCAGCAGCGGAAUGGGACGAUCGAACACGAGCACAGCAGGCAGCAACUCCUGGGGAACAGGACAUUCUACUAGCACCUCGAACAACUGGGGUGGAAGUCAAUCAUCUAAUCGUGGUGGAUCAACAUCUACCUGGGGGAAACCGGCAAACAAUCGAAACGAUGGUCCAGUGCAUCGGGGUAGUGGAUUUGGAGAUGGAGGAACUAGAGAAAACGCUUGGAAAAAUACAUCCAACACUUCAUGGAAUGCUGCCGAUGAUAAUGCCGAUGUAAUGUGCCGCUGUGGUACGCCAGCAUCACGCUUUACCGUGAAGAAGGAUGGCCCCAAUAAGGGAAGACCGUUUUUUUCAUGUCCCAAUCAGGCCAGCUCGUGUGGCUUCUUUAAAUGGGGUGAUGAAAAUAUGCCUCCCGCGUCAACGAAUGGGUCUUCCGCUGGUGGGUCAAUUAGUUGGGGCUCUGGAGGAGUAAACACGAGUGGUUCCAGCUGGGGACGCAGUAGCAACGACACUACGAAUAAAACAUCAAAAACGGCUCGAAAAUGUGGUAUCUGUAGACAGGAAGGACAUACCAAAAACAAAUGCCCACAACGAGGUGACUCGACAGAUUUUUGAUUAAAUAAAGCGGAACGGUUGAAGUGAUCUUUUAAAUAA
Molecule: messenger RNA, 3638 nt
Organism: Anopheles funestus (African malaria mosquito)
Lineage: Eukaryota; Metazoa; Arthropoda; Insecta; Diptera; Culicidae
Gene: Top3alpha
Product: DNA topoisomerase 3-alpha
Exons: 4
Coding region: 585-3599 (1004 amino acids)
Biological process (GO): DNA topological change
Cellular component (GO): chromosome; nucleus
Molecular function (GO): zinc ion binding; DNA binding; DNA topoisomerase type I (single strand cut, ATP-independent) activity
Source: RefSeq, a predicted model, not a curated record